CCCCUCUCCCCUGGCAAACUUUCAGCCGCCGCGACGGAAGCAGGAACUUGCGAAACUCAACCCCCGCUGGACCGGGCGGGAGCUGCGGAGCAUCCCCACCCUUCCUCCGAGACCCCGCGCGGAGCGGCCCCCGGCCCCGCGCGCGCCUCGGAGUUGGUCUGGCCACGGAGCACGACCCGGCUCCAGUCACUGCCAGAGAGAAAUUCCACCAUCUGUGCAGUUGUCUCCAAACUCAGACCAGAGGACAUUUGACUUUUGAAGACUAAGACGAAACAGAAGUUAAAAUGUUCUUCUGGAAAGAACAGAGCUUGACAUACACGUUUGUGAUGAUUUGUUUCCUCACACUAAGGCUAUCCACCGGCCAGAAGUGUCCCACAGAGAGCCUGGAAGAUGUUGUCAUUGACAUCCAGCCAUCUCUCUCAAAGGGAAUCAGGGGCAAUGAGCCCAUACUCACAUUAACUCCAGAAGACUGUAUUAACGCGUGCUGUUCAACAGCAAACAUAGCAGGUGACAAAGUGUGUAACUUGAUGAUCUUUGAUGCUCGGAAAACUCCCAGACAGCCCAACUGCUACUUAUUCUUCUGUCCCAGUGAGGAAGCCUGCGCGCUGAAGCCAGCAAAGGGACUUAGGACUUACAGGAUAAGCCGAGAGUUUCCAUCUUUCACCAGAGCUGAUGUGUGGCCACCAGCAGUCACCCCCACACCCCAUCUUCUGAGGGGCUCUUCAAAGACCACUGAGAUCUUUCAGGGAGAUGUGUUUCCUGGGAAGCUUGGAUCGUCAGGUCACUUGGGGAAAAUACUGGAGAUGGAUCAAGUGAGCACACGAUUCCCUGCUUAUGAAGAAAGAGGCCAUUCUCAGAGUUCACACUUUCUUCCAGAACGAAAGACAGCUGCUCUGCUGCCUGGAAAUGUGACCAUACUCCCCACUACUGAGCCUGCCGCUGCUCCACACACCCCCUCAGCCACUUCAAAGCCAGCCGCUCUUCCUUCCACCAGUGCUCCAGUGACACCUUCUGUGGCUCAGUCACAGGUGGCCAGCACGGCCCGACCACAGGUGUCCAGCACGGCCCCACCGCAGGUGGCCAGCAUGACCUCACCGCAGGUGGCCAGCACGACCCCACCGCAGGUGGCCAGCAGGACCUCACCGCAGGUGGCCAGCACAGCCGGACCUGUCACAUCAGUCACCUCCCAGCCUUCCACAGCCCUUGUUUUCACACUUCUGCCACACGCACUGGUUACAACCCAAGUUAGUGUUCCACCUACCACCUUUCAGGGGCCUGUGGACCUGAAAAGCCCCCCAGGAUUGGAAUCCUUCAGGGAAACCUCCAGCCUCCCUGGGAGCACAGGAAACCCCCCUCAGGCUGCUGGUCCGUUGUCCGAUGCAUCAAAUGGGGUUCCUUCUGCUGUGAAGAAAACGGUCUCUGGGGAAGCUUGGGCCGGUCCCAGGGCUCCCUUCCCGAGCAGCACUCUGGAGGGCCAGUUUGGCCUUCCGCUGGAGAAGUGGCUCCUCAUUGGGAGUCUGCUCUUCGGGGUUCUCUUCUUGGCCAUUGGCCUGACACUCCUGGGCAGAAUGCUUCUGGAAUCUCUCCGCAGGAAGCGCUACUCCAGACUCGAUUACCUGAUCAAUGGGAUCUAUGUUGAUAUCUAGGGGUGAAAUAAGAGGAAUCAACUCAUUUAGAACUAGCAGCCUAAGGAAUUUCUGGGACCUGCAUUCUCAGCAGGGUUUUGAAGUAUUUUCAAGACAAAUGCCCCCCCCCCCUUUUUUUUUGAGGAGGGGGAGGAAGAGGAAGCAAAUUAGGUAAUUUGAAUCAUCUGCUGAAAGCGAAACUCUCCUAAAGUAAUAAAGUACAAUUGCCAUAUAAAUUGGAAAAUGAGCAGCUCUUUGCAAAAAAAAAAAAUAAGGAAGGGGGGGUGAUUUAAGUUCCUUGAUAUUUCUGGUUCCAGAUAGAACCAACUGUUUAUGAUAUUAAUUCUAAUGAAUUUACUUUCCUUUUUUAUAUGAAUUCCAACAAAACUCCUUCCAGAUGUAUUUCCUUCCAAUUAAAUAUUUGAAUAAAUCUUUUGUUACUCAAUAAUGUUCUUAACGGGCAUGUCCUGCUGGACAAGUUUCACUUUAUUCCCACCAGCAACAUGAUUAAGUGAUGAAAAUAUAUGUCCCAAGUUAAAAUGACAACCUCCCCCUCUUCCCGUUACUGAGCAAAGACGUUCCUUUGGGAGAAUUUUAACCAAAUCCUAGGCCUACAUGAGAGCGAGGAUAAGUCAGUUCUGCUAAGCAGCCAGAUCUCCUUUGGCUCUGUUCUAGUUAACUGUUUUUUCCCUUGUAAUAAAAAAAGAAAGGAAUAUAGGCAAUUCCUAAACUUUACUAAAUUUAAAAUGUAACAGUAUCAUUUAUAAAUUCUUAACUUACUCAACAGUCAAUUUUAGCUUUAUUUGGAAUAACAUUAGAUAUAAUACUAGAUAGGGCCCUCCCUGGUGGCCCAACGGGGUAAAGCGCAGCACUGCAAAGCUACUAUACUAGCUGCAGCCUUCAGCAUCUGUUUCAUCCCCGCCCGGAAGGUGACCCACAUGGUGCCGCAGACCUCUCCUGACCCGCCCGC
This is a messenger RNA of Condylura cristata (star-nosed mole), 2595 nucleotides long. RefSeq names its product MANSC domain containing 1 (gene MANSC1). Lineage: Eukaryota; Metazoa; Chordata; Mammalia; Eulipotyphla; Talpidae. The record is from RefSeq and is a predicted model, not a curated record. The coding region runs from base 285 to 1646 and encodes 453 amino acids. The transcript has 4 exons.